Molecule: messenger RNA, 16748 nt
Organism: Dunckerocampus dactyliophorus (ringed pipefish)
Lineage: Eukaryota; Metazoa; Chordata; Actinopteri; Syngnathiformes; Syngnathidae
Product: zinc finger protein 135
Exons: 2
Coding region: 3166-5025 (619 amino acids)
Biological process (GO): regulation of transcription by RNA polymerase II
Molecular function (GO): DNA-binding transcription factor activity, RNA polymerase II-specific; RNA polymerase II cis-regulatory region sequence-specific DNA binding
Source: RefSeq, a predicted model, not a curated record
GUUAGCGACGCUUCGGUAUUGUGGCGCAGUCGCUGGAGAAAGGCGGUAAGAGGAAAAAAAAGAAAAACACUGUCAAAAUGUUGAAAGAGUUGGUGAAGGAGCGACUAAUGGCGGCGGCUGAAGACAUUUUCGCGAUGUUUGAAAGAACGAUAGCGUCGUACGAGGAGGAACUUUGUCAAACCAGAGAGGAGAAGGAGCGACAUCGACGACAACUGGAGGCUGUUUACAGCGUUGUGUUGCACGUGAAAGAUGCCAAGCAGCUGAUUGACCAUCAAGAAGAACGUCCCCCUCAACCACAGGGCGGGAGCGCCACUUUGAAGCAGGCAGAUGCCCAGCCCCCCCACGUUAAAGAGGAAGAAGAGGAACGCUGGCUGGAGGAGGCUGAUCCCACCAAGUCGCCACUGACUGUUGUCGCUGUGAAGACUGAAGCCCAUGAAGACAAACCGCCUGAGUCGUCACGUUGGUUGUGUCCUUCAGACGUCCAGCCAUUGAUUGGUCGUCAAGAAGAACGUCCCACUCAGCAGGAGCCACAGUCCCCCCACGUUAAAGAGGAGGAGGAACUCUGGAUCACUCAAGAAGGAGAGCGUCUUCUCGGGUUGGAGGAGGCUGAUCUCACCAAGUUGCCACUGACUGUUGUCUGUCUCAAGACUGAAGACCAUGAGGACAAACCACCUGAGUCCUCAAAGCUUCAUCACAGUCCAAGUGAGGAGAACAGAUGGGCGGAGCUUCCAAGCUGCAGCUCAUCGCAACACAUGUCAACAGAAGCUGAUGGAGACCACCGUGGAGGAUCACGAGCAGACAACCUCUUAGCUCCACUGUCAGAUAGCGACAACGGGGACGACACUCAAGAACCUUUGAGCAGCGAUCCAGACUGGGAAGGUGAAAUGAGGACUCACACUGACCACAAACACUCGGGACACGCUAAAAAGAAGACACAUGAAAUACGUUUUACUUGCUCAGUUUGUGCUAAAGGUUUCUCUUAUAUGUGUGAUUUGACUCGACACAUGCGGACGCACACAGGAGAAAAACCUUACGGUUGUUCAGUUUGUGGCAACACAUUUUCUCAGAGGUCCAUUUUGAAAACGCACAUGAAAAUACACACGGGAGAAAAACCUUUCGGUUGCCCAAUUUGCAGCGCUCGUUUCUUUCGAAAGUCGCACGUGGUGUUGCACAUGCGGACGCACACGGGAGAAAAACCUUUUAGUUGUUUGGUUUGUGGCAGAAGAUUUGCUCAGAGGUACAUUUUAAAAACACACAUGAGAACGCACACGGGAGAAAAACCCUUUAGUUGCUCACUCUGCGGCGAAAGAUUUGCUCAAAAGGUGCAAAUGGUUGCGCACACGAAAGUACACACAGGAGAAAAAAAACCUUUUAGUUGCUCAAUUUGCGGGGCCGGAUUCUUUCGAAAAGCGCAUGCGGCGUCACACAUGAGAACACACGCAGGAGAAAAAACUUCUUAGUUGCUCAUUUUAUGGCGAACGCUUUUUCUCGUGGGCGCAGGUUGAAAACACUGCAGUCAGGAGAAAAACCUUUUGGUGGCUCAGCAUUUGCUCAAAUGUUAACUUUUUGGCCACACACACACACACACGCACACACACACACGCACGGGAGAAAGACAAUUUUAGCGCUCAAUUUGUGCUAAAAUAUUCACUUGUGCAGAUUUGACAGCACACAUGCGGACACACAAUGGAGAAUUAACAUUUUUGGGCACAAUUUGUGCUAAAAGAUUCAAGAAACAUAAAAGAUACCACAAACAAAGUUGCACAAUCAAAACUCACUCAAUAGUUAGUAGCCUCUAUAAUACCUGUUGAGGCAGAUGGCCGCCCUACUCUGACUUCUUCUUGGGUUUGAGGUGUCAUCCAGUUAGGGUUGGAGGUUGGAAUCUCCCUAACCUAGGGGUCGGCAACCUUUAGCAUGACCGUUUCCACCAAUUUAUAACCCACAGUAAUGCUACAUACAGUAUAUAGCAGGGGUGUCCAAAUGUUUUCCACUGACAGGUCAGCUUUGAGAUAUACUGGAGGUGAAAAAGCCUAUUUUCAGUGUCAGCUUCGCUCUUUGUUCUUUUCACCCCAUUUUUGCUGCAUCCAUUGUAAACAUUUCAGCUUUCUCAUUAAAUAAUCUUUCUAGUUCACAUAAUAUUGUAACUUUUUUCCCCAACCGAAUUUUCCAAAAAUGACAACUUUAUUUUGUUUUGUCUCUCAUAAUAUUAUGACAUUAAAAAAAUCCAAUUUCAAUCCAAUCAUAAUAAAGCAUUUAUUGCCAUAACAUUAUGAAUUUAUUCUCGCAACAUCCAAACUUUUUCCGUCAACAAACUUUCCAAAAGUUACGGCUUUAUGUAUACAUUAUAUUAUUAUAUUAUUUUAUAUAUUUAUUUUGUUUGUUUUUUGCAAUAUUACGACUUAAAAAAACAUAUUUUUUCUACCCUCUCGAGGCAAAUGUUGCAGAUUUGUGACAACUAAAUGCUAAUCCCCUAAUUAAUCCACAUUCAUAUUUUUUGAUCCCUUUUUACUCAAAAGUACUACUGCAGACCUUCGUUGUGCAUGAGCAACAAACAGUUUCCCCAAUAGCUCACUAGAUGGCGGGUUUUCUCACUUUCAACAUGUCUUCUUGGGUUCACAUGAAAGGAUUUUCUAGACAUCCAUUUCAUGUAGGUAUUAUUACCAAUCACCUUUAUUUUGAAACCAAUACUGUAUAAGAUGAAUCAUGACAGUAUAGAGAUACAGUAUAUGCCAAUUUGUAGAUUUUUAUCUCCUCUGGGUUUUCCCCUAGGGGCAGCUCUAUUUCAUUGUUGCAGCUUUGCAACGUUUGGCCGGACUAGUACCAAUGGAUGCCACAUGCUUUGUCUUCUAGUUUACCUAUAUUUUGAGCAACAGUCUAUACUAUGGUUAUUUUCCUAUCACCAGUGUUUACUUAUUGAUUUGAGUUGUCAUUGAGGGUGCAUCCUAUGGAAAAUGAAAUAAUUUGGAGUGAAGUUACACACUAUCAGAGGCAGAUUUGAUCAAACGUAAUGGCAUAAUGUGAUGUUCAUUUGACUGUUCAGUGAGCAAAACUGAUGUAGCCUAAAUUCCAUUGCACAUAUCGUAUUAGUAUAUAUCUUUGUUGGACUGGAAGCUUUUUUAGUCAACUAGCUUACAGCAUACUCUGGUUGCAGGUUUGUGGUGCGUUAUGGCAGGCCGACAGAGAUCAUAUUCACUCAAGGAAGCCAUUGAAAUGGUUUGCCUUCCUGAUGGUGCUUUAUCUGAGACAGAAUCCAUUUCAGACGAUGAAAUUGGUGAUCCAGAUUUUGUUGAACCUGCUGAAGCAUACGAGUCUGACUUCAGCCUUGAUGAUGAUGAGACACUGGGAGCAAUAGCAAUACCUAAUCCAAACACACUUGAUGUUGAAAUUCAUAACGUACAUGCAGACAAUUACAUUGAGGUCCCAGAUGAUGAUGAACCUCAGCCCGGCCCAGCUCCAGUGAACAAAGUUUUUUCUUGGAGGCAGAGGAAACCCCCAGCAGCUGACAUAGACCCUUCAUUCCAAGGACCUGCAUUCUCACCUCCACCAGAUGAAAUACCAAGUCCAAAGUGGUAUUUUGAUCAGUUCAUGGAUGAAUCCGUGUUUGAACUUAUUUCUGACCAAUCAAACCUGUAUGCAGUUAUGAAGAAUGGCCCAGAACUAAAAACAACCCCUUCUGAAAUGGAGCAAUUCAUUGGUUUACACAUAUUGAUGACAGUAGUACGUAUGCCAUCAUACCGCAUGUACUGGCAGACAACAACACGCUACAACCCAAUUGCAACUGUCAUGGGACGUAAGCGAUUUGAUAAUCUGCGAACAUACAUCCAUAUGAACGACAAUACCAAUGUGAAGCAAAAGGGUGAGCCUGGAUAUGAUCCAUUGUUCAAGGUGCGACCAGUACUUGAGAAAGUCCGUGCAAACUGUUUGAAAGUUGAACCGGAAGAAAACAACUCCAUUGAUGAGCAGAUGAUCCCCUUCAAAGGAAAAAUUGGAAUGAAACAAUAUAUUAAGAACAAGCCGAAAAAAUGGGGAAUCAAGGUCUUUACUCGUGCAGGUGUCACUGGACUAGUCUAUGACUUUGAAGUAUACACUGGAAAAGGGACCGUACCCAAUGAGCGUGGACUUGGUGUUGCAGGUGAAGUUGUGCUUCGUCUUGUAUCAGAUGUUCCGAAAGGACUAAACUACAAGUGCUUCUUUGACAACUGGUUCACUUCACCUGAACUCAUUGUGGAACUGAAGAAAAUGGGAAUUCUAUCAGUUGCUACCAUCAAUCGAAACCGUCUACGUGGAUGUACCCUCAAAAGUGACAAGGAACUUUCAAAGGCUGGGCGUGGUGCAUAUGAAGUGAAAUAUGAAAUGACAAGUGGGAUGGCAAUCGUGAAGUGGUAUGAUAACAAGGCAGUGUUACUGGCAUCAUCCUUCAUUGGCCCUGAUCCUGUUGAUAGAUGCAGAAGGUGGUCAAAAGAGAAGAAGGAAUAUGUGGAAGUGGACAGACCCCACAUUGUCAAGGUGUACAAUAACAACAUGGGAGGAGUUGACUUGGCAGACAUGUUUGCUGCACUCUAUCGCAUUGAACUCCGCCCACGUCGUUGGUAUCUGCGCAUCUUGUACUAUUUGAUUGACCUAUCACUGGUCAAUGGUUGGCUCCUCUACCGCCGUCAUCUCACCCAGAAGCAGGAGAAGAAGUAUAUGCCGCUUCUUGACUUCCGCGCUCAAGUUGCAGAUGCCCUCAUCAAGGUUGGCAAACGGGCUAACUUGAACAGUCGGAAAAGAGGACGACCGUCAUCGGAAGAGGCUCCAGAAUGCAGUCAAGCUGCCACAUCUUCACCUCCAGGUCAGAGGAUCAUUGCGCCAUCAGUUGAGGUCAGACUAGACCGAUUCGAUCAUUUUCCCAUCCAUGCUGAUAAACGUGGACGAUGCAGAGUGUGCAAGAAUGGCUACACACAAAUGGCCUGUCUGAAGUGCAAAGUGCUUUUGUGCUUUACAAAGGACAAAAAUUGUUUCUUGGACUACCACACGAAGAAGUGACCUUCAGACCUGGCCUUCUCAAUUAGGAUUUGAAACGUCGAUAUAGUAUUAUUGGUAUUAUAUCUCAAUAUUGUUUGAUGUAGGGGAUGAAAAGUUAUUGUUAUUGUUCCUUAUCUAUACCAAGUUGUUUUUGUUGUUAUUCUUCCACUGUAAAGUACUUUGAAAAAAUUGUUUUGAAAUGUUCUAUGCAAAUAAAGUUUUCAUACCAUAUUAAGUUUUCGGCGUUAAUUUACCACACCGGGCCAAUGUUGUAAACCUGCAACAUCUCAGAAUACAAUACAUGUGAAGCUUUUGCUAAAAAAAAAAGUCUGAAUUGUAUACUACUACCCCAUAUGACAAUUUUCCCCAAAUAUCAGAAUUUUCCUGUUACAAGAACUUAAUUUGAGCCUCAGAGGGUUAAUAUUUCAACUUUAGCUUUAUGUUAAAAUGACAUUAUUUUCCCUCAAAACAUUACAACGUCAUUCAUGUAAAAUUUACUUUUUCAUGUUAGGUUACAAUUUUUUUCUGUUCAUAUUUUGACUUUAUUCUUGGAAAAUUACUGCUGAUUUUUUUCCCCCUUUCUUGUUAAAUGCAAUUUUUAUUAUAUUUUAGAAUGUGCUAUGGGCCAAUAAAAAAAAAUAGCUACGGGCCACACUUUGGACCCCUCCGAUGUUUCCUUAUUGUCACGUUCCUUUCUGUCUUCCUGUUCCUCCUGGCGGAGUGACGAGCCACACCUGAUGCCACCUGCAGUUGACCAGCGUUAUGGUUUCUCAGCAGAAAACCCAGAAUUGCACACCACAGAUUGCAGACCCCUCCCCUAGCGACACACCAGAUGGUUUGAAACAAAUCUUACAAUUCCAUGAGCUUGUAGAUGAUAAAAGUGUUCCAGUUAUGAAUACAGUCCAUAAUAAUAAUAAUAUGCUACCAGAAGGCAUGCAGAGGAUGUUUCACCUUCAAACUAAUGGAUAUGAACUAAGAGGCUAUGCAAAAGCACAGGUAGGAAUUACACUAUGCAACACACUGCAUACAUUUAAAAACCUACUUAAAAACAAUAUUAGGAGUAAAUAUAAAGCUGAAUUAUAAACACCUUUGUGCACAUAAACUGCUUACUGUGUGUAAAAGAUAUAUGUUUAAAUAUUUAAGGUGAAUGGAUGAAAAAGAACAAAAGCUAACAUAAGAAGGGCAGGCAAAACAUGCUUCAGCCAACACAUUUUCUGUCAAAGAAAAUUAUUUUUGUUUGUUUGUGUAUAUAAUACGCAUACGCAACAAAAUGUUUGCCCCCUCCCUGAUUUCUUGUGUUUUUUCAUGUUUGUCACACUUAAAUGUUUCAGAUCAUCAAACAAAUUUAAAUAUUAAUGACAACACAACAGAACACAAAAUGCGGUUUUCAAAUGAAACUUUUUGUCAUUAAGGGAGAAAAAAAAUCCAAAGCUACAUUGUCCUGUGUGAAAAAGUGAUUGCCCCCUAAACCUAAUAAGUGGUUGGCCCCCCUGAGCAGCAACAACUGCAAUCAAGCGUUUGUGAUAACUUGCAAUGAGUCUCUUACAGCGCUGGGGAGGAAUGUUGGCCCACUCAUCUUUGCAGAAUUGUUGUCAUUCAGCCACAUUGGAGGGUUUUCCAGCAUGAAGCACCUUUUUAAGGUCAUGCCACAGCAUCUCAAUAGGAUUCAGGUCAGGACUUGGACUAGGCCACUGCAAAGUCUUCAGCCAUUCAGAGGUGGACUUGCUGGUGUGUUUUGGAUCAUUGUCCUGCUUCAGAUCCCAAGUUGGCUUCAGUUUGAGGUCACCAACAGAUGGCCGGAUGUUCUCCUUCAGGAUUUUUUGGUAGACAGCAGAAUUCAUGGUUCCAUUUAUCACAGCAAGUCUUCCAGGUCCUGAAGCAGCAAAACAGCCCCAGACCAUCACACUACCACCACCAUAUUUUACUGUUGGUAUGAUGUUCUUUUUCUGAAAUACGGUGUUACUUUUACGCCAGAUGUAAUGGGACACACACCUUCCAAAAAAGAGACAAGGACAACAGCAGCAACAACAACAAUUGUGACAACAAGAACAGAACAACAGAAACAUACAGAACUACAUCAGCAAAUAAAUGUCUGUGACAACUAUAAAGACGAACAAGGACAUAAGGACAAAGGACAAAAUAAUAUCAACAACCACGAUGACAAUACUGCAUUGAAACAGUCACACAUAAUAGUAGUCAUGAAAUGAUGAACUAUGAUAGUGAUCACAAUGACAAUACUGCAUUGAAACGGUCACACAUAAUUGUAGUAAUGAAAUGAUUAUCUAUGAUAGUGAACAGAAUGAUAAUCACUGUAAUGCACAUCAUUGUAAAAAAAACUAUAGUCAUACUGCUGAUAUCACCGUCGCUGUAAUAAAACCAACAACAUAAUAACACCCUGGUUAACUCAGUGAGUAAUGUGGGGAAGUACAUAUGUACUGUGAGUGUGCAUAUGUACAGGUAUCUCUGUAUGUGGGGAAGACUUCAUAUAUAUAAAAGUGCAAGAAUGUGUGGGCGUGUAAUUGUCACUGAGAGUGCAUGAAAGGAAAGGGGCCGCCCUCCACCUCCCAGAGAGCCCCGCCCCAAAUAGCCAGGCCGAGCCCCCACCGCCAGAAGGCCACCAGGCCCACAGGGGCAGGCAGCACAAACAUCAGCGCCCCAAGAGCCAGCCCAGAGAGCCCCGGGAAGACCAGCAAGGGGCCGCAGAGAGGUAAUCCCAGCCAAAGACAGGGCGCCGGCGGGCCGGAGGACAGCCAACCCCUGAGACCAGCGAGAGAUCACACCCCAAAAAGGCAGACGAGUACCGGGGGCCACAAACCGGAAGCCCAGAGACACCCCCUCAACCGGAAAGAAGCCCGCCCACGCCGGGAGCGCCAAUCCCCCCCCCACCGCUCCCCAGGGAGCGGAGCCCGGCCCGCCCCGGGCCAACCCCUGCCUGACCCCCGACACAGGGCCGCCCCGCCCAGGGAUGCAGGAGGCACACCCUCCACCCACCCGGCGGAGGCACAGGUGGCAGAGAUGUAUCACCCAGCACCCGACCCCACGGAGCAAACCCCUGUAUGCCCCCCCCCAAAAAAAUAAAUCACUAAAAUAAAUAAAUAAAUAAAAGUACACACCCACGCGCACACACAUACACACUCCUACGCACACACACACACACACGCGCGCGGGCGCACACACACACAGUGGUCGACUGCCCGACACCCGGAAGCCUAGCCCUAUCCCCCGUUGGUAACCCAAGGAGCAGCGGAGCCGGGGUCCCAGACAUACAAUCCAGAACCCAGGCGCGGACCGCCAGGGAGCAGGAAGACACCAGGCGACACCCUCCCAACGGUAGAACGUCGCCAGCAAGGCAGACAGAGGAGUCAGCGAGGAGGAAACCGGGAAAAUGAGCAAGCGGGCGGGAAAACGGGCGAGCAGCCAGGCGAACCACCACACAGCGCCAACCGACACCCGCGGGGCAGCAAACCCCGGAGAGGGAGCGGGAGCACCGCACCCCAAGCCUCAGGGAGGCCAAGCACCAGAGCCGAGAAGGCGAGACCCACAGUAGACCAGCUGGCGGACCCCACCAGCCACCAGAAGCCAGACCAGCCACAUGCCACCAAAGCCGACCCGCACCAAAGCACCACCCGUACACCGGAGCCCCACCCACGACAAGCCCGCAACAGACCGGGGAGGCGAGGACACAGACAGCGGCCCAGCAGAGCACAAAGAGCAGCGGCGGCAAACGCCCAAGCGCUCAGCAGAGCACAACCCCCCCAGCGGGCCCACAGUACCCGCAAGCAUGACCAAGCCCCAACCCACCAGACGGUCCGGCUCCCCAGCAGCCACUGCAGCGCAGCAACCACAAGCCCCAGCGGCGGCACACGGGCCACCCGCAGCACCGGCACCGCCCCCCGGAGACAGCCGAACCUGCCCCAAGAGCGCAGAGGCGCCCGCGGAAUGUGUCAGUCCAGGGGAAGCACCGCAAGUGCAAGUCCCGGCAUCAACAGGCCCCAGAGGGCCACCCCAGUGAAAGGCAGGCGAACCAGACAAAGGCAUCCCACAAGCCAGGCCACCCCGGGCGAGCCACCGCGACGGCCAGGUCCCCGGCCGCACCCCCGACCCUGCCGGGCAGGCGCAGCGGAACAGGCACAAGGCACCCCAAUCCAGCCCGCCCCACCCGUGUAUGUGAUAAGGUGUGAUUAUGUCUAUUAUGCAAUUAAAAAAUAAUAAAUAAAUAAAAUAAAAUAUAAGAGGACAGCUAUGAAGAGCUGGUCUCCCUGAGGGGUGUAUCUGUGUGCGUGUAUAUGAUAGGGGUGUAUGUGGAUGAUAGCUAAUGAUGCAAUUAAAAUCGGGGGACAGCUGCCGCUUGGAGGGCCCCUCACCUGACCAGCCCCCCAAACCCUAAGUGUCUACUGUGUGAUUAAAAUUGGGGGGCAACAGGUCAGUGGUACAGCAGGGGCAAAGGAGCCCCACAAGGCAGCUCCCCUCCCCAACCCGACCGUAGGCCACCCCCCAAAGUCCUACAUGUAUGUGAGGUAGUGCAGUGGAACAGGAAAGACGGGGGCCCCAUACCCCAACGCCGCCCAAACCGAGCAGGGGGGGACCAAGGACACAUGACCGACCGGCCACCCACCACAGCCCAGGCUCGAGCGAGCCACAGACCGCAGGACACACCACAGGCCUUACCUGGCCAGCCAGGAUGCCCAGUCCGGCCCACCCAACCCCCCAGAGGCGAUACCCCCAUCACCCCCCAACACCGGAGCCCCACCGGAGGUAGCGUCCACAGCGCCACCCCCAAACUGCCACACACCACGGACCAGCCACAUGCUGCAAGGCAGAUCCGACCGCCACCAGGACAGCAGGAACCGCGCCCACGCGCCCCCCGCAUACCACCACGAUCGGCAAGGGAGCAACACUAUGGCAACCACAAGAGCACCGGACCCCACAUAGAGCGGAGCACGGUCACACCCAUGAAGCACGCAAGCCAGAGGCGCCAGGGAGGGACAGAGAAGCAAGCACCACACGACAUGGCCUCGGAGCGACCGCCCGCCCGGCGCCCAAGGAGAUGCCCCUGCCCGCCACGCCGCAGACCGUCCACCACUCCACCCCCAUCCACCAACACGCCAAGGGAGAAACCCCGGAGGGAGGGAGACAACCGCCAGCCAGGAAGCAGAGACCAGCCAGACACCAGCAGGUAGCAGGGACCGCCCGCCAGCCCUCCGCCAGCCCCACCCCCAAGCCCCCAACCAAAGCCACCCCCGACUGCCCCACCCCGGAGCAAGCAUCCCCCCGCCGAUCCCGGCCAGCGCCACGCAGAAGAACACCACGCUGCCCGCCCCCAUGCGCACCCACACGCCACCCGCCCGCGGCCCGCCACACCCCCCGCCUACCAAGCCACAGCGGCCCCCCACACCCCCCGCCUACCAAGCCACAGCGGCCCCAUCCCUGACGGGAGAAAGCAAGGAAUCCCCCCACCCCAGCACCACGCAGCCCCCACCCCGAGCCCAAACCGCACAUCUGCGACCCCCACCUCCGCGCCCCCAGUCACCCGGGGGACAGCCACAGGCGCCGGAGGACAACAAGCAGCUCCCACCUGUCAUACAUACACCACACACAUAAAUCAGUAAAAUUAAAUUGAAUUAAAUUAAAUUAAUAAAUUUUAAAAAAGGGGGCAACCCAACCCACCUCCCACCCAGGGGAGGUAGCUCCGCAGGGGCAGCUGGGCUCAAGCACCCACGUCUUCACCAGGGGGAGAGGCCGGCCCCCACACCGGACGACCCCACGCGGAAGCCGAGCAGGAGGGCCCAGGGCAGACCCUGCCCCACCCCCAGAGGCAAAGGAGGCGAGGGAGAGCCAGCGCCACCAGCCGCACACGGGCCCCCCCAGCAGCAGUAGGCGCCCGGCACCCGCAGGAUGCAGCACCUUGCCCACCCACCACCCCGGAGGUCAACCAACGCCGCCCCCUGGACGCCCCCCCCGCCCCCGCCCCAUCACCCAACCCGGACCCCUCCUCACCCCCACCCACCAGCCCCCCCAGGCAGGCAGCCCAGCAAAGAAGACUCAGGACACCAAGCCUGCCCCCGCCAGCCCCCGAGGCACCAGGGCCACCCGGCAACCAGGACCACACCCCAAGCCAGAUGAACGAGACCCCCAGAGGCAGAGACAGACGCCCUCACCCCCCCGAGAGUCAGGUCAGGGAAUUAAUUAUUGGUGCCCAUAUAGACUGAAAUUCUGACAUUUGUUCCUUAAAUUCAGCAGACAUUCUCUCCAUAGCUAUAUGAUCUAACAAAAGAUUUUUGUAAGGAGCUAUGUUCAGUUUCUUCCUUGAGAAUGGUUUUCUUGGCGAUGCUUAAUGCAGUGAUGAGAAGCUGUGUUUGGUUUGUUUCUACAUCAAUUGUGGAGAGAUCGCCCGGCAGGCAUAGUAAAGGGGAGGUAGGAAUGGAGAACCCAAGUGCCAAAGAUAGGUCCUCACACACUCUGUGCCAAAAAUUGUUAAUGGGAGCACAGGUCCACAUGGAGUGUAAGUAGUCAUCUAUUCUAUGGUCUGAGCAGAGUGUGUACAGAUAGUAGAGUCAGUUAAGCCCAUUCUAAACAUUCUAUGUCCUGUGUAGUGUACUCUAUGAAGGAUUUUAAACUGAAUCAGCUGUAGGUUGGGAUUAUUGAUUAACCGGGAAGCAUUGAGACAUAUUUGCUUCCAGAAUUCAGGGUCACAGCUUGUAGAUAAAUCUGAGUUCCAUUUGGAGAUUGGUACUCCGAUUGUGUUGUCAUUUUUUGAAAGUAGAACAUAUAAUUUAGAUAAUUUUUUAGGGGCAGAUAUUUUAAAAAAUUGUUCAAUAGUGGUAUUGCUUUCCCAUGAUAUAGUCCUGAAACUUGCUUUAAUUAUAGAUUUAAUUUGUAUGUAUUCAAGAAAUUUGUUAUGAUUUAUUCCAUACUGUGUAACAAGGUCGUUAAAUGAGAUAAAGUUGUUUCCUAUAAUUAUAUUUUUCAUACAACUUAUUCCUUUUUCGUGCCAUGUUGGGAAAUUUAAUGGUUUCUUUUUAAGCAAGAUGUCAGGAUUAUUCCAGACGGGAGUGUAUUGGCAAGGAGUGAGCGAGAAUUUAGUUAUUUUUAGAAAUUCCCACCAAGCUGUCAGAGUGGUGCUUAUAUUUAUAUUUUUAAAACAAUUGUUUUUCCGGAGGAUUUGGCUAAUGAAGGGCAGGUUACAAAUUGGGAUUUCGUGGCUAAGUGAUUGUUGUAUGUCUAGCCAUAAAUAAUCCAAUGGGUUCGGUUUGAUCCAUUUUAAGAUAUACUGUAACCUGUUUGCAAGGAAGUAGUUGGAGAAGUUUGGGAGUUCUAAGCCCCCAUAUUCUUUAGAUUUUUGUAACGUUUUGAGACUUAUUCGUGCUGGCUUAUUUUUCCAAAGAAAUGUAUUUAUAUAUGAAUCUAAUGACUUCAACCAGAUUAGUAGUAGUAGUACUAGUAGUACUUUAUUAAUCCCACAGCAGGGAAAUUCAUCUGUUACAGCAGCUAGCAAGAUACACAAGUAUGUACACAAGUAAAGAAUGCAUAGUCAUAGACAAUGCAUGCAAUGUAUAGACAUAGUGAAAUACAAAAUGGUUCAGGUGGUUCAGCCUGAUAGCGGUCGGUAUGAAGGACCUGCGGAACCUCUCCUUACACCGUGGGUGUAACAGUCUGCUGCUGAAGGAGCUGCCCAGGGAAACAACAGUGUCAUGUAGCGGGUGAGAGGUGUUGUCCAUGAUGGAUGUCAGCUUAGCCAACAUCCUUCUCUCCCCCACUUCCUCCACGGAGUCCAAAGGACCGUCCAGGACAGAGCUCGCUCUCCUGAUCAGUCUAUUUAUCCUGCUCCUGUCCCUGUCCGUGCUGCCCCCUCUCUAGCAGCCCACAGCGUAGAAGAUGGCUGAGGCCACCACAGAGUCAUAGAAGGUCCGUAAGAGAGUCCUGCACACACCAAAGGACCUCAGUCUCCUCAGCAGGUGGAGGCGACUCUGGCCCUUCUUGUAGAGGGCGUGGGUGUUGACGGACCAGUCCAGUUUGUUGGUAAGGUGAACACCCAGGAAUUUGUAGCUGUCUACCAAUUCUAUGUCCGCUCCCUGGAUGUUCACCGGUGUGAAGUGGGAUGUUUUCCUCUGGAAGUUAAUGAUCAUCUCCUUUGUCUUGCUGGUGUUGAGUUGUAGCUGGUUAAGCUCACUCCAGCUGACAAAGUCCCUGAUGACCGUCCUGUAUUCCAGAUCAUACAGGACGGUCCGAAACACAACCAACGAUGGCUGUGUCAUCGGAGAACUUCUGGAUGUGACACUGUGGGGAGUUGUGUGUGAAGUCCGAGGUGUAGAGGGUGAAGAGGAAAGGGGAGAGCACCGUACCCUGAGGGGCACCUGUGCUGCAGAGUACCAUGUCAGACACACAGUGACGGAGCCUCACAUACUGUGGUCUGUUGGUGAGGUAGUCUAUAAUCCAUGCAGUCAGUUGUUGGUCUACUCCCACACUCUCCAUCUUCACUCUGAGCAGUGACGGCUGGAUGGUGUUAAAGGCACUGGAGAAGUCAAAAAACAUGACCCUCACAGCGCUCCCGCUGUCCUCCAGGUGUAGCAGUGAUCUGUGCAGCAGGUAGAUCACUGCGUCGUCUACUCCGAUCCUAGGCCGGUAAGCAAACUGCAGCGGGUCCAGCUGAGUGCCCACCAGGGGUCGCAGGUGCUGCAGGAUAAUCCUCUCCAUGGUCUUCAUCAGGUGAGAGGUCAAGGCAACAGGGCUGAAGUGGUUAGGCUCCUUGGGACGUGGUUUCUUUGGUAUCGGGACCACACAGGAGGUCUUCCACACGGCCGGGACUUUCUCCAGGCUCAGGCUGAGAUUGAACAAGUGCCUUAACACUCCACAGAGCUGGUCAGCACAGAUGGUAUUAUAGAUGGUUUGGUGGGGAUCAUGGAAAAUAGAUAAUUAACCUUUGGUAAAAUCAUCAUUUUCACGGUGGAUACUCUGCCUGUAAGUGAGAUGGGUAAGGUUCUCCAACGUGCAAGAUCAUCCUCUAUUGACUUCAAUAGUGGAGUAUAAUUCAAGCGGAUCAGGUCUGACAGGUUGGAGGAAAUGUUAAUACCCAAAUACUUAAUGUUCCCUGAACACAGUGGUAUAGAGGGGGUGCUCUAGAAACCAAAGUUAAUGGGCAGUCCUGUGGAUUUAGACCAGUUAAUGGAGUAAUCUGAGAAGGUCAUAUAAUUGUUAAUGAGUGAGAUAGAUUCGUGAAGUGAAGAAUGUGAAUUAUCUAGGAAGAGUAAUACGUCAUCAGCAUAAAGGCUUAUCUUAUGAUGAACAUUUGUGGUGUGGAUCCCUUUAAUAUUUAUAUGUUGUCGAAUUGCAGCUGCAAGAGGUUCGAUAAAGAUAGCAAAUAGUGAGCGAGAGAGUGGACACGCUUGCCUAGUACCUCUUUGUAAAGUAAAUUCUGGAGAGAUGUGAUUGUUGGUCUGAACAGAGGCCUUCGGGGUGUUAUAUAGUAUUUUAAUCCAUGUUCUAAAUGAAUCUCCAAAGCCACAUUUUUGUAGUGUUGCAAAGAGAAAUUCCCAGUUUACUCUGUCAAAUGCUUUUUCAGCAUCUAAUGAGACAAUUGUGGUUUCUAAAUUAUGGAUGAUAGAGUAAUCAAUCAGAUUGAUUAGACGGCGUACGUUGCUAGUUGAGUUUCUCCCCUUAAUAAAUCCUGAUUGAUCAGGGUGUAUUAUAUGAGGGGUAACUUUUUCCAGCCUUUGCAUAUUAUUUUAAGAUCUGCAUUAAUCAGUGAAAUUGGACGAUAACUGGAAGGUAGUGUUGGGUCCUUAUCCGGUUUCAGCAGGAGACUGAUUGUAGCCGAGUUCAUGUUUGGAGGCAAGCAUGAACUGUCUUUGAUUUCCAAAACCAUUCUAAGAAAUAUUGGGGCUAGUAAUGACCAGAAUGUUUUAUAAAACUCGGCAGGGAAACCGUCAGGUCUUGGUGGUUUCUUAUUCGGCAACCGGUGUAGAGCGUUAUGGAGUUCUAUUAAUGAAAUGGGUACAUCUAAGUUUGUCACCUGUUCGUCAUUUAAUUUUGGUAAUUCUAUGGUGUUGAGAAAUGUUUCGAUAUCUGGGAGAGAUGGUUUAAUCUGAGGUGUAUAUAGAUUUUUAUAAACGCACCUAAAGACGGAAUUAAUUUCCACCGGGAGGUGAGUGAUAUGACCUACUGAGUUUCUAAUGGAGGAGAUAGAGCUUUUUUCUUUAUGACUUUUAGUCGGUUAGCUAAGUAUUUUCCGUGUUUAUUGCCAUCCUCAAACUUUUCCAAACGUAGUCUCUGCAGUUGGAACUGAAUUUUCUUGUCAGUAAUUUCUUUUAAGUCUAGUUUCAGUUUUCUUAGGUUACUUAGGAUAUGCUCAUCUUGUGAGUCAGCAUGAGCUGCUUCGAGGAUUUGGAUUUUUUUCUCCAACUCUGAUUCUAGUAUUCUCUCUUUCUUUUUCUUAUAUGUUGAAUAUGAAAUGGUUUUUCCACGCAUUACUGCUUUUGCUGCCUCCCACAGAAUACUAGCCGAGACACCGGGUCGGUCAUUGAAGUCUAAAAACAUUGUCCACUCUCUUUCAAAGUAUUUUAGGAAGUCUGAGUCUUUUAGUAAUGAUGUAUUUAAUCUCCAACAUCUAGUAGGAGCGCUCAUAGUUUGGUGAGUGAGGAAAAGAGAGACUGGGGCGUGGUCACUAAUGGUGAUAGGGUGUAUGUGAAUGUUUGAAAUGUCUGAUAUGAUUGAGUUGCUUGUCAAAAAGUAGUCAAUACGAGAGUAGGUGUGGUGCACUGGUGAGAAAUAAGUAUAUUCCCUGUGAGUAGGGUGAUAAGAGCGCCAAGCAUCACAAAGACCAAAAUCAUUCAUGUAUUUCUUCAGGAUCAAUGUUGAUUGAGACUCACGAUGUCUCCCAGCUGGGCUAGAUCUGUCCACUUCUGGGUUAAAUACUAAGUUGAGGUCCCCUCCCAAGAUCAUACUUGUAUCCAAAUGUGCCGAGAGAGAAGAAAAGAAGGCAUGAAAGAAGGAGGGGUCGUCAACAUUCGGACCAUAUAUGUUGGCAAUGCAGAAAUGUACAUUAUCAACAGAUAUGUUCAUUUAUAUAUAUAUAUCUCCCUUCUGUGUCUGUAAUAGUGUUGUGGAGUGUAAAAUUCACCCUCCUGUUAAUUAAAAUAGCUACCCCUCUCUGUUUGGAGGUGUAACUUGCUAAAUAUGUGUGUGGGAACUGUGGUGAGUGAAGUGUAUGGACAGCUGACUUGGACAUGUGAGUCUCUUGUAAUAAGACAAUGUCUGCUUGGGUGUUCUUCAAAUGAUUACAAAUUUUUUGUCUUUUUUCUAUCGACCCAACUCCCCUGACAUUCCAAGUGACAAACUGCAGUGAGUUCAUCCUAGACUAGCUUUUGGUGAUGUGUGUGUAAACAAGAUCAAAUGUGAAGUAUGUGUACCUGGAAGUAAAAAUCAUGGGAAUAUAUACAGUACAUUUAAAUGUAUGCUUUAUUUGUACAUAGGCAAAGUGUUACAUAGUAAUCCUGAAUGAACUAAGCCAACUAAAGUGAGGAUGUGAUGUGGGUUUAUGCAUAAGUGAGAUGAGCGUGCUUGUGAGUAGUUGUGAUAUCCAUAUCAAUAGUAGAAUAUGAUGUGUAUGUGUAGGAGAAUGCGUGCACGUGUGUGUAUUUGUGUGAGUAGCUUGAAUUUGGUUGGGUUUGGACUUUGAGGGUGUAUGAUGUCACUGUGAAGAGAUGCUGAUGAAGGAGACAGCUGGCAGACAAGAGGAUAUGUGACAA